UUUUAUUAAUGUUUGCUCAAAACUGUAAGCAACAACAGGGCUUAGUAGAAACAUGGAGCUAAAUUUAUUUAUAAGUAUUGCCCUCGGCUGUCUAGUAUAUGUAAUUCUUUUCGGUAAUAUUGACGCCAAUCCAUUAAAAAAUACUGCAAAUAACACAAAGCAAUACGGAACAAAGCUUCGACAAAAUAUUUCUACGCCCCAUACAAAAGUUUUUGACGAUCAUGAGGUCGCAGAAGACAGGCAUAACAUACGAAUGUUUCCGAAACAUAAAUCUCCGACUACCUCAGGCCCGACUAAACUGACCAAAUUCAUCAAAGAUUUGGUGCGACCCCGGGCUGGAGAAGGCGGUGAUGAGACUACAAAGAAAGAUGAAGCAGGUGGAGGAGAUGGAGGAGGUGGAGGAGGUGGAGCUGGAGGAGGUGGAGCAGUUGGAGGAGGUGGAGGAAGUGGAGGAGGUGGAGGUAAGGAAGCGGAUAGUGCAAAGACUAACGGCGAAUGGACUGUAUCGGUGCCCAGAUUCAAAAUUGAUGCCAUGGGCAAUUGGGUCUACAAUCCAUGGGGUGUCACUUAUGGAAAAGUGUGGGAGGAUACGCGUUUUAACAUCCACUCGCUCGUUACCAUCCCACGGAUUAUUGUGGAUAAAUACCCAUACGUCAAUUAUCACCCAUACGAGAAGGAAUUGGAUAAAGUGUGCCUUGCAAAGUCUACAAUCUAUAAUAGACCCAAGGUGAUGGACUGGAUAAAGAUCCACAGAUAUUAUAAUCCGCACAAAAACAGGGCCAUUAUGAUGGAUCUACGAAGGAGUCUUUUUAGAAAGGGAAACCCAGAGGAAUGCCACACAAAUAAUUUUAUUAAGUUUAGGGAUUUUCAUGAAUGCAUGUUGAGGCGACAUCAGCGCAUGGAAUAUUUACUUCCAAAGUACCCGAUUCAUCAGAUAUGAAUUUAUUGGGGUAUGCUCAAGCCUAGAACAUGGUCUGAGGUGGAUUUACUAUACCCAUAUAUUCUAUAAGAAAUCAAUCAAAUUAGCACAUGUAUAAAUCAUCUAUGAUAUGCGAAUUAAAAUAAGU
Molecule: messenger RNA, 1067 nt
Organism: Drosophila novamexicana
Lineage: Eukaryota; Metazoa; Arthropoda; Insecta; Diptera; Drosophilidae
Exons: 5
Coding region: 53-940 (295 amino acids)
Source: RefSeq, a predicted model, not a curated record